Molecule: messenger RNA, 1677 nt
Organism: Phytophthora nicotianae INRA-310
Lineage: Eukaryota; Oomycota; Peronosporomycetes; Peronosporales; Peronosporaceae
Exons: 2
Coding region: 1-1677 (558 amino acids)
Source: RefSeq, a predicted model, not a curated record
AUGGCAGACCUCAUCGAGAAGAUUGGACGCUUCUUCGCUGAGCAGGAGGCUCAGAUCCAAGACACGUUCACUCAGAUUGCCUACGCUCCAAGUCACUCUUCAUUGUCUCAGUCCAAGCCGCCGCCUCCAGUUCACAAAAUUCCAACACAGUUGCCUACACAACAAUACGAUCGAGGAUCUCCAGUUACGAAUGUUUUCUCAAAGCCACAUCGUAGCAACUCAAUCCGCGGCCGUCGUUCUGUUAAACAUGCUACAGAACCGACGCAGUCUCAAAGCUGGCACGAUGAAAUCAACGAGAUUCUCGAUGCAGUUCAGCCUCAAAGCACGCGAGAGUUGUCCACUUUAAAGUCUUCCGUUCCGUUGCCUCCAUCCAGACCGAUAGAACCAAAACCUGACAUUUGGAAUCAUCAGAGUGACGACUUCGUCUCUUGGCGAUCUUCGUCUUCUCUUGGCAGCAGCAGAGGCCACACCAGGGACGACGAUGUGACGUCUCAUGUAAGUUCUGAAGCUCCUGAAAAACACCGGAAACCACGGCCACCACAUCAGAAACACCGUAAGCGGUCACGCAAGAAGAAACACCCUAACAACCAGGAAGAAGAGAAACCUGAUCCUAAAGCAGUAGCAAAGGCAAAUGCCGCGAAGGUUGCAGCCGCGUUGAUGCUCGCUCAAGAGCGUGCGAAACGUUUUAAACAGGAAAAGCUGCAGCUGGAACGCGAACAAGAACUAGAACGUCAAGAGGCUGCGUCUCGAUUGCACAAGCAAAUGGUGAAGAUCGAAGCCGUACGCGCAAGAUCAUUCAGACAACAGUCGUCGAUGACCACUGCACGUUCAACUCUAUCUAGCUGCGAUAACCAAGACACGGAAUCAGUGUGGACUGCUGAUUCCAACGACGUGAUGGAGACCGAGAGGCAACCAAGUCAAUUCAUGGUUAACAUGGAAGCUCAACUACGUGAAAAGAUGUCUUUGGAGAUGCAUGUGAAGCAAAGUUACGUUGAAAAGCACAAAAAGCGCGAACGUGUUCGUCUGAAGCUUGAAAAAGCUUUACUGCAGAACGUUGGUCAGAGCUCUAAAGUAGCUCGACUGUCAGCCACGAAGGCUUCGUUAGAGAUGGAGCUCGCUAAUGUGCUUGAGGACACCGCUCAAACUCGACAGAAACGUCGAGAACUUGAACUUGCGGACGAGAAAGAACGACUAAAGCGACAGCGAGAAGCCGAACGUGCUUUGCAGAUCAGACUGCGCGAGGAAGAGUGGGAAACCAUGAUGGAGGAGGAGAAGGCGCGGUCUCAAGUGGCUGCAGAGGCUCGAGCGAAGGCCAGCAAAAGAGUCGAAGCGCAUUGUGCCAAACUCCGGAAAAUGAUGCAGGCAUACAGAUACGAACCUCAUCAUUCUUCAAGCAGUAGUAUACCGUCCAGUGCUAGGAGCAACAACGACAGUGAACACAGCGACGAAGAAAGCAGCGAGUCCAGCUCCCGUGCCAGUACUGAGAACCUGAGCAAACCGUUCAAAAUGGACUUUUUGUUGCCUCCAGAACUCGCGGAUUUUGAGGAAGAUGGUCUUUGCAACAACAAUGAACAUUUGCAACCAGAAACUUCAUUCAGAUGGCAAGUAUCGAGCUACCCCGAUCCGGUUAAGUUUACAGAAGUGCUUGUGAAUAUGGUUAGUGACGAUGAAGAGUAA